Molecule: messenger RNA, 1715 nt
Organism: Anarrhichthys ocellatus (wolf-eel)
Lineage: Eukaryota; Metazoa; Chordata; Actinopteri; Perciformes; Anarhichadidae
Gene: ndufaf7
Product: NADH:ubiquinone oxidoreductase complex assembly factor 7
Exons: 10
Coding region: 169-1524 (451 amino acids)
Biological process (GO): mitochondrial respiratory chain complex I assembly
Cellular component (GO): mitochondrion
Molecular function (GO): protein-arginine omega-N symmetric methyltransferase activity
Source: RefSeq, a predicted model, not a curated record
AUGUCGCUCUCGCACAAGGACUUUAGCAGAGCAGAGAGUUGGUCCAUGUGGGUCAAAGUUAAGAGUUGAAUUACCUUUUCUUGUCUAAUAAUGGUGCCAAACUAAAUAUGAUUUAAUAUGUAUUAUAACACAGCGUCUUAGUUGAUUUAUAUCAGUAUAACCAGCAGAAUGAGGCUUUGUUUUGGUGUUAAAACGCAGCAGCUGAUCAGCAGAGUCUUCAGUCGUCCAGUCAAUCGAUCAGCAGUGCGAUGGAGAGCAGCUCAGACCAGACUCGCCUGCAGCUCCUCGACAGGUGAGGAGAAGCCCCGCCCCUCCAUGCUGCGACACCUGACCUUCAAAAUAAAAGCCACGGGUCCGAUCACGGUGGCGGAGUAUAUGAGAGAGGUGCUCACCAACCCGGUGACGGGUUAUUAUGUGAGGAACGACAUGCUGGGACCUGACGGAGAUUUCAUCACCUCACCAGAGAUCAGCCAGAUAUUCGGAGAGCUGCUCGGCGUUUGGAUCGUCAGCGAGUGGAUCGGAGCCGGUCGACCCAAACAGCUGCAGCUGGUCGAGCUCGGACCUGGAAAAGGAUCGUUGGCCGUCGACGUCCUCCGAGUGUUCGGUCAGUUGCGGUCCAUAGUGGGCGGAGCCUCGCUGUCCCUCCACCUGGUCGAGGUGAGUCCGGUGCUGAGUCGUCUUCAGGCACAGAAUCUGACCGGCAGCCGCAGCCGGGAGGCCGACGCCGAGGAUGAGCCGGUGUACCGCCGCGGGGAAACCGCCGCCGGGGUGCCGGUGUCCUGGUACCGCCGCUUAGAGGACGUCCCCACAGGAUUCAGCAUCUUUCUCGCUCACGAGUUCUUUGACGCUCUGCCGAUCCACAAAUUUCAGAGGACGCAGAAGGGCUGGAGGGAGGUGAUGGUGGACAUCGACCCGGAGAAGUCGGAGCAGCUGAGGUUCGUCGUGGCGGCAUCUCCCACUCCGGCCUCGUCCACGCUCGUACAGGCGGAUGAGAGGCGGGGUCACGUGGAGGUGUGUGCGGAGGGCGGGGUCGUGGUGCAGCAGCUGGCCCGGCGGAUCGUGGAGGACGGCGGCGCGGCGCUGAUCGCCGACUACGGACACGACGGAACCAAGACGGACACGUUCAGAGGUUUUAAAAGCCACCGGCUCCACGACGUCCUCUCCUCGCCCGGCUCGGCCGACCUCACCGCCGACGUGGAUUUCGGCUUCCUGCGGAGGAUGGCCGGAGGGGGCGUGGCCUGUCUGGGACCCGUCACCCAGCGGACAUUCCUAAAAAACAUGGGCAUCGACUCACGAAUGCAGGUUCUGCUGAGGAACUGCAGCGACGCGUCCACCAGGCAGCAGCUGAUCGGCAGCUACGACAUGCUGACCAACGGCGCCAAGAUGGGCGAGCGCUUCCACUUCUUCGGCCUGCUGCACCACAGCCGGCUGGCCAAACCCACCAGACCAGAGGGGCUGAAGCUGGAGAAGAAGAGCCCGGCGCCGCUGCCUGUGGCCGGGUUCACUGAGCUCAGCUUCUCCUGAACACUGUCAUGGAUGGAGCUCGGACAGAAGAUCAUGUUCAUGGGACGAUGCUGUUUUAGAUUUAGAAAAGAAGAACUAAUUCUAUGUCCAACAUGAAGCGAGCUAAAAGGACGCAUCUCUUUAAGUUAACUGUGAAGACGUUUUGAUAUAAAGAUGUAAGAAAAUGAAGAAUUUGUGCAUUUAUUGUUCAA